This is a messenger RNA of Rhodofomes roseus, 2224 nucleotides long. RefSeq lists its product as uncharacterized. The record is from RefSeq and is a predicted model, not a curated record. The coding region runs from base 262 to 2085 and encodes 607 amino acids. Gene Ontology annotation, molecular function: flavin adenine dinucleotide binding; oxidoreductase activity, acting on CH-OH group of donors. NCBI's taxonomy places the organism in Eukaryota, Fungi, Basidiomycota, Agaricomycetes, Polyporales, Fomitopsidaceae. The transcript is spliced from 16 exons.
GGCUUAUAGUCGUUCCUCAGUCUAACCCUUGUGAGACGGUGUAUUACUUCGUGAGCGGAUCAUGAGAGAUUUCCCGUUGUUUGCCCGCUGUCAUCACGAAGCUUGUGUUGCUUGGACAGCUCCAACCCGAUCUGCAUCCUACGGCGCUAAGGAUGGCGCUGCAACAUCCUUUGGGUGUUUGUGAAUUCAUUUAAAAAGCAGGGAUGGCUGGCUUCGAGAAGGCGUGUCCAAGGACAGAUACGACCCUGGUCCUAUAUCGCCAUGUCGAACUCACCCUCUUCUGAAGUAGAUAUCAUCAUUGCUGGAGGCGGUACAAGCGGGCUAGUAGUUGCUAGUCGGCUGUCGGAAGCAGACCCGUCACUGAGUAUCCUCGUUCUGGAGGCAGGCCCGCCGACACACGACGACUUGGCGCACAUCCAACCUGCCCGCUACUUGAGCCAUCUGCUCCCAGACAGCAAGACCGUCAGGUUCUAUGAAGGCAAGAAGACCGAGGAGCUCGCAGGCCGAGGUGUCGUCGUACCGUGCGGCCAGUGUCUGGGAGGUGGAUCCAGCGUGAACUUCACGGUGUAUGCACGGCCGGCUGCGUCUGACUUCGACGAUUGGGAGAAUGUCUAUGGCAACAGCGGAUGGGGCUCGAAAGACCUCAUACCCCUUUUACAGAAGUCAGAGACAUACCAAGCUGAGGGGUCUGCGGACACGCACGGCUACUCGGGUCCUCUCAAGGUUUCGUACGGCGGACUCUUCACGAAUGUGGGGCAGCAAUUCCUCGAAGUCGCUGCGCGGUACGAUGCGAAGCGUUCUCUGAUGGAAGAUCCCAACGGGCUGUUCAAAUGUAAUGCAUAUGGGAGGUGGCAGAAGUACAUAAGCGCGGACGAUGGACGGCGGUCCGACGUGCCUCACAACUACAUCUACAACCGUAACUUCACCAAGCUCGAGAUACUUACAGGUUACAUAGUGAAGCGAGUUGUCUUUGAAGGCAAUCGAGCCGUUGGCGUCGAAUACACGCCAAAUGUACGGUUCCGGCCUAACGAGAAGCAAGAGAUUCAAUGCGUCAGAGCGCGCAAGCUAGUGCUAUUGUCUGCAGGCGCCUUUGGGUCACCUGCGAUCUUGGAACGUUCUGGUAUCGGGUCGCCGGACGUGUUGAAGAAGUUCGGUAUAGGCCCCUUGGUGGACUUGCCCGGCGUAGGAGAGAACUAUCAAGACCACCAAGUUGUCUUCACACCGUACCUCGUGAAGGAUGAGGCUGAGACCCUUGACGGAAUUGUCAGAGGCGAUCCAGAGGAAGUCGACAAAUGGAACGCACAAUGGUUGAAGGACGGCUCUGGACUGAUGGCGCACAACGGUAUCGAUGCUGCUGGUAAAUUGCGGCCGUUCCCCGAAGAACUCGAGCUCAUUGGCCCCGAAUUUCGCAAGAGGUGGGAGACAUACUACAAAGACGCGCUAGAUAAGCCUGCCAUUUGGUGCGGCACGGUCUCCGAAUACGUGGGCAAUCCGUCGACAGUCCCCAAGCGGAAAUACGUCACUAUUGGCUGCUACGUGCAAUACCCUGCGUCCACGGGCUACGUACACAUUACCUCCACAGACGAUGUGUCUGCUGCUCCUGACUUCGACCCUGGCUUCCUACGUCGGGCUGAAGACCUCGUCCUCUUGAGAUGGGGUUACAAGCACGGCCGCGAGCUCGCGCGUCGAAUGCCGCUGUACUGCGGCGAAUAUUUGCCUGACCACCCGCAGUUUCGAGACAGUAGCCAAGCUUCCUGCAGUGCUGAAGGGCAGUCCGUUGCCGUGGAUGCACCGCCCCUGCAAUACACGGCUGAGGACGACAAGGCUAUCGACGAUCAUACUCGCCGCGCUGUACAGACAUCCUGGCACUCCCUCGGAACCUGCGCAAUGAGACCUCGCGAGCAAGAUGGUGUCGUAGACGCGAAGUUGAACGUGUAUGGAGUCACCGGGUUAAAGGUCGCAGACAUGUCUAUCGCACCGGGUAAUGUUUGUGCUAAUACAUACUCCACUGCGCUCGUCAUCGGAGAGAAGGCAGCAAUCAUUAUUAUGGAGGAGCUGGGUAUCUCGGGAGCUCAUACAGCUUGAAAGUCCUUGUGAUAUCCUACGACUCGGCCUGUAACAGAGGGUACCGGGGCGAUUCACCGCGACCUACGGCGAUCUAUCGUUGAAAGAGGAGGAGGGAAAGGGGACGAAGAAGACUGCGGGCAGGGCGAAGACACGACCG